GGUGUUGGGUAGAGUUUGGUUGUAAUGGUUCGGAUGGGGGCACUGAGACCUGCGCAGCGUAGGAGCUUCGAUUCGUACUAGUCCCGGCCGGUGGCUAUAGGAGGGUGGCAGAAGGUGCCUGUACCCUGCAUGGAAGGUGGCAGUGGCCGGAGCUGGCUGCUUUUCCUGCGGAAGUGGAAAACAUGAAACAAGAUUUCUAGACGUCUAGGGAUUUCACCAUGGAAGACUUGGAAGGAAAUCACUUCAAGUCAGUGGAAGAAGAAACCAGCUACUGGAAAGAACUGGCUAUGAAAUAUAAACAAUGUGCAGAAAAUACACAGGAGGAACUGCGUGAGUUCCAAGAAGGGAGCCGAGAAUAUGAAGCAGAAUUGGAGACACAGCUGCAACAAACGGAAUUCAGAAAUCGAGACCUUCUAUCGGAAAACAAUCGCCUUCGAAUGGAACUGGAGUCAAUUAAGGAAAAAAUUGAAAUGCAGCAUUCAGAAGGCUACCAGCAGAUCUCUGCGCUAGAAGAUGACCUGGCACAGACGACAGCUAUUAAAGAUCAACUACAGAAGUACAUUCGAGAACUCGAGCAAGCAAAUGAUGACUUGGAAAGAGCAAAAAGAGCCACUAUAAUGUCUCUGGAGGACUUCGAACAGCGUUUGAACCAGGCCAUUGAAAGAAAUGCUUUUCUGGAGAGUGAGCUAGAUGAGAAAGAGAAUCUCCUGGAAUCAGUGCAGCGAUUGAAAGAUGAAGCCAGAGACUUAAGGCAAGAGCUUGCAGUUCAGCAGAAACAGGAGAAACCCAAAACAUCAAUACGAAGUACAUUGGAGACAGAAAGGACGGACACAGCUGUGCAAGCAACCUUAUCUGUGCCUUCAACUCCUGCAGUUCAUAGGGGACCCAGUGUCAGUAUAAGCACCCCAGGAACAUUUAGAAGAGGUUUUGAGGAUAGUUACAGCGGGACCCCUCUCACACCAGCUGCCAGGAUAUCUGCGCUGAACAUUGUGGGAGACUUACUGCGGAAAGUCGGGGCUCUGGAAUCCAAACUUGCAUCUUGUCGAAACUUUGUGUAUGACCAGUCUCCAAACAGACCCACCAUGUCCUCAUCCAUGUAUCUGAACAAGAGCAGAGAUGGCCUUGAAAAACGAUUGAGCGGUUCCCACAUGCCGUUGAGUGAUAAUGGGUUAGGAAAGCACUUGGAGUUUGGAACACGGCCUUCAAAUAUUCCUGCACCACUGGUACAUUCCCCUCAAGCUCCCACAGGCCUACAGACUUUCUGAAACCUUCAGCAUCCAAGGUGCAGCUGCCACUCCAGAUCUCUGUGCUUAGGAUCAUUCUCAUCUCAGCAGUUUCAAGCCUGACUGUCUCAAUCUCCUUUCUUUCCUCAUGCUGGGUCACCAGCCAUGUGAGCUGCUAAGCCAAACUUGGAAGCAUGUUUGCAGAAAUAGGGUUGGACUGUAAUAAGUGGCUGAGCAGUGAAUUCAGCCAAGCACCAAUACAGUGUUAACUCUUUGAAAUCUCCCUCUGUUGUAGAAUCUCUCAGCCUAAUGGCCCCAGCUGGGUUCUCAUUUAAACUAUUUUAUAAACAGAAUGUGGCUGCUGUCUGAAUUCCUUGGACUCACUGCCACUGGCUGAAAUGGGGCUUCGGGUAACUUAUUUUUAAGUUACUGAUCUGAAUGCAUAUUGACCACCUUGGAAUCUAGAUUGAAGUUAUUUCCUGGCCUCCAGGGCUUGCUGUUUAAGGAUCAUCUGUCCUAAAAUCUAAAGGGUUCAACUGUCUGCGCUCACUUAAUUGUGUCCCACUAACUUGCCUUGCUGUGUGCUCCUGCUGGACUGCUAGCACCCUCUCCAAGCUGCUGGAAGUACCAGUGCAUCUGUGGGUCUUCUGUGGUGCCUGUCCAAUAAUUCCCGGCACGUCCCUGAAUGGGGGGUUGCAGUCCAGCUGGAGCACAGCAGCCAGGGCUAAACCGCUUCAAGCUCCUACCUGAAUGUGCAGAAUUAGCAUGGUAUUGAUCAUCGUAUUAAAUACUGCUUCAAAAUUGCACUAGAGGCACUGAGUAUGACCACUAGUCUCCAAGAAGGAUACCUAAAGGAAAACGUCAACAGUCAUAUGUAGCCUAAAAGAAAAGUUCUCUUGGA
Molecule: messenger RNA, 2124 nt
Organism: Gopherus flavomarginatus (Mexican gopher tortoise)
Lineage: Eukaryota; Metazoa; Chordata; Testudines; Testudinidae
Gene: NDE1
Product: nudE neurodevelopment protein 1
Exons: 10
Coding region: 219-1265 (348 amino acids)
Biological process (GO): centrosome localization; cell migration; microtubule nucleation
Cellular component (GO): kinesin complex; kinetochore; centrosome
Molecular function (GO): microtubule binding
Source: RefSeq, a predicted model, not a curated record